Molecule: messenger RNA, 1115 nt
Organism: Solanum dulcamara
Lineage: Eukaryota; Viridiplantae; Streptophyta; Magnoliopsida; Solanales; Solanaceae
Product: probable 2-oxoglutarate-dependent dioxygenase AOP1
Exons: 3
Coding region: 30-998 (322 amino acids)
Molecular function (GO): dioxygenase activity
Source: RefSeq, a predicted model, not a curated record
GAGAAAAUAAAAGAAAUAUAUAAAAGAGGAUGGAUUUGAAGGUUCCAACUAUAGAUUUUAGAAAUUCAUCAGAGUUGAAAAAAGGAAGUGAAAAAUGGAAUUUAGUGAGAGAUGAAGUUUUCAAAUCCUUAGAAGAAUAUGGUUGUUUUGAGGCUUUACUUGAUGGAGAAAUUCCAAAAGAAAAACUAUAUGAAAAGUUGAAACAAGUUUUCAACUUUAAUUUGGAGAAUUUAUUUGGAAAAUCUCAAAAUGUGUUAGUAGGUUACACUAGAGAUAAUCCUAGUACACCACUUCAAGAGAGAAUGAUGAUUGACAAUGUCCUCACUCAUGGUGUUAUUCACAAUUUUUCCAACCUCCUUUGGCCUGAGGGAGACCCUCAAUUCUGUGAUUUGGUGCUUACUUACUCCAAGAAAUUAUUAGAAUUUGGUGAUAUGGUAAGAAGAAUGGUAUUUGAUAAAUUGGGUUUGGAAAAUUACUUGGAUGAGCACAAGAAAUCAGGUGAUUGCACACUUGCCUUCUUGAAGUACAGAGUGCCUAAAGCUGAGGAGACAAAUGUUGGAGUACCUCCACAUACUGAUAAAAUCAUUUCAACAAUUUUAAGUCAACAUGAUCAAGAUGUAAAUGGGCUCCAAAUUAUGGACAAAAAUGGGCAAUGGCAUGAUGUUCAAUACUCAUCACCUCAUUCAUACAUAUUCCUUGUUAGUGAUUGUUUGAAAGCAUUUACAAAUGGUAGGCUGCAUUCUCCCACUCAUAGAGUUAUUAUGGGAAAUGAAGAGAGGUAUUCUAUGGGUUUUUCCACAAUGCCUAAAGAAGGGUAUAUCAUAAAAGUCCCAGAGGAACUUGUUGAUGAAGAUCAUCCUUUGCUUUACAAGCCUUUUGAUGGUUCCAAAUUGCUUCCAUUUUUUUACUCAGAGGUUAGACGCGGUGUUAUUGCAACUCUAGAGAACUUUUGUGGUGUCUCAGCUAACAAUCCAAACUUGUCUUGUACUGACAUUUGAUUGUUGGCCCUUCUUCUGGUUCUACCCCCUCCAUCUUGUAAUAGUUCUAAACCAUUAUAUAUUUUCCUUUUAUACUCGAGAGCUUCUUUGGUGUUUCUCAACAUUCCAAACUAAUUA